UAUAGGCGGAUGACGGGACGAGGAAGACGAGAGCUCAGACCGUUGUCCAAAAAGAAAAAGAAAAAGAGAGAGAGAGAGAGAGAGAGAGAGCUCAGAUCGGAGAAGAUGGAAGGAGCCAAGGCAGCGGCGGGGCCGGCGGCAGGUGGGCAGCUGGAAUCGGCGCUCCUCCACAUCAUGCAGCAACACCACCACCAAUCCCUCCGCCAGCGCCAACAAACCGAGAGGGCGAAGAAGGACGCCCUGCGGAGCGCGGCGCGGCUCGCCGGUCAUCUCGUGGAGGCCGUCGACGGCGGGGUGCAGGAGCUCUUCGUCAACGAGAAGCGCAUCGAGCUCGAGGCCCGCGCGCUGCUCGGGACCAUCGCGCGGUACAGGAAGCAGAGCGACCAGUGGCUCGCCGCCACCAACGCGGUCAACUCGAUCCUCAAGGAAAUCGGAGACUUUGAAAACUGGAUGAAGAUCAUGGAUUUUGACUGUAAAAGUAUAAAUGCAGCCAUUCGUAACAUUCAUCGGUCAUGAUUUUGUCCAGCGCCUGCAACUAUGAUGCUAUGGAGAUCAUAGGUUGUGACUGUAAAGGUAUCAAUGUAGCCAUCUACUUCCUCCGUUCCUAAAUAUUUGUCUUUUUAGAGAUUUCAAAUGGACUACCACAUACGGAUGUAUAUAGACAUACUUUAGAGUGUAGAUUCACUCAUUUUGCUCUGUAUGUAGUCACUUGUUGAAAUCUCUAGAAAGACAAAUAUUUAGGAACGGAGGGAGUAUAAUAUUUCUCAGUCACUAUGAUGCUACAAAGUGUUCGCUUUGUUCUCUUCUCCGUUGGAUUUUUUUUCCAGUCAUGAUCUCUCUGGUAUAGAAUCAAUUAACUGGUGUGUUUGUACACAUUCAGAAAGCCAACUCUUACCAACUUUUGUACUGGAAUGCUACCUUGCAUUCUCGAGUUCUGGAAUAUUGAUGAUAUACAUAUAUUCUGAAAGAUA
Molecule: messenger RNA, 971 nt
Organism: Triticum aestivum (bread wheat)
Lineage: Eukaryota; Viridiplantae; Streptophyta; Magnoliopsida; Poales; Poaceae
Product: biogenesis of lysosome-related organelles complex 1 subunit 1
Exons: 3
Coding region: 10-516 (168 amino acids)
Biological process (GO): endosomal transport
Cellular component (GO): BLOC-1 complex
Source: RefSeq, a predicted model, not a curated record